AUGUUCAUGGGCUCGGCAAAAGCCGCUCGGCUCAAUACGCGCAACCAUAAAAUUUUGGGCACUACGACUUCUUCCUCCUCGACCACCAUGUUCUCCGCUGCUCGUUCUGCUCGCGCCUCCGUCUCUCGGGCCAGCCAAUACGCUGGCCUGAAUCGCACCAUGAUUGUGCGGAACAUGAACUCAAAAGUCAAUGGACCCGUCAUCGGUAUUGACUUGGGUACCACCAACUCAUGUGUUGCGGUUAUGGAGGGCAAGAGUGCCCGCGUCAUCGAGAACGCGGAGGGUGCACGAACAACACCGUCGGUCGUCGCGUUCACGAAGCACGGCGAGCGACUCGUCGGUCUGCCUGCCAAGCGCCAGGCAGUAGUCAACUCUGCCAACACCGUCUUCGCCUUCAAGCGCCUAAUUGGUCGUCAGUUUAAGGACAAGGAGGUCCAGGAGGAUAUGCGUCACUGGCCUUUCCAUCUCACCCCCACCGCCGACGGAAGACCCGCUGUGCAGGUUGAUAAUGGUGACAAGAAGCAAACUUUUUCGGCGGAAGAGCUAUCAUCUAUGGUUCUCGUGAAGAUGAAGGAGACUGCUGAGCAAUUCUUGAACAAGAAAGUGAACCAUGCUGUCGUCACAGUUCCUGCGUACUUCAAUGACGCGCAGCGGCAAGCAACGAAAGAUGCUGGGCAGAUUGCUGGCCUCGACGUCCUUCGUGUCAUUAACGAACCCACUGCUGCCGCUCUUGCCUACGGUCUAGAUCGUGCCGACAACUCUGUCAUUGCCGUGUACGAUUUGGGCGGUGGAACUUUCGAUAUCUCCAUCCUCGAGAUGCAGAAGGGUGUUUUCGAAGUCAAGUCUACGAAUGGCGAUACUCAUCUCGGUGGUGAAGACUUCGACAUUGUGUUGGUCGAGCACAUCCUGAACGAGUUCAAGAAGGAUACCUCCAGUGAUCUAAAGGGUGACCGCAUGGCAAUUCAACGCGUUCGUGAGGCCGCUGAGAAAGCUAAGAUUGAGUUGUCCUCCACUACUCAGACGGAAGCCAACUUGCCUUUCAUUACGGCGGACGCUUCAGGACCCAAGCAUAUCAAUCUCAAAUUGAUGCGUUCUCAGUUCGAAUCCCUCGUCAACCCCCUCGUUCAACGGACUAUCGAUCCUUGCAAGAAGGCUCUCAGCGAUGCUGGCGUCAAGGCUAGCGAGAUCAACGAAGUCAUCCUAGUCGGUGGUAUGACGCGUAUGCCGAAGGUUGGCGAGACUGUCAAGAGCAUCUUUGGUCGUGAGCCCAGCAAGGGUGUCAACCCCGAUGAGGCUGUCGCCAUCGGUGCUGCUAUCCAAGGAGGUGUGCUUGCGGGCAACGUAACCGACAUUCUCCUGCUUGAUGUCACUCCUUUGUCAUUGGGCAUUGAGACGCUAGGUGGCAUCAUGACCAAGCUCAUCAACCGUAACACCACCAUCCCAACGAAGAAGUCACAAGUGUUCUCGACCGCCGCAGACGGCCAGACGGCCAUUGAGGUGAAGAUCUACCAGGGUGAACGUGAGCUCGUCCGCGACAACAAACUCCUUGGUAACUUCAACCUGGUCGGUAUCCCUCCCGCCCCCAAAGGCGUGCCUCAAAUCGAGAUCACGUUUGACAUUGAUGCUGAUGGUAUCGUCAACGUUUCCGCCAAGGACAAAGCUACCGGCAAGGACCAGUCCAUGACCAUCGCCUCUUCAUCUGGUCUCAGCGACAAGGAUAUUGAGAAGAUGGUUUCCGACGCUGAACAGUAUGCUGAAGCUGACAAGGCUCGCCGUGGCCUGAUUGAGGAGGCCAACAAGGCUGACUCUGUCUGCGCCGACACCGAGAAGGCCAUGAACGAGUUUAAGGACCAACUCGACGCUGCGGAGAAGGACAAGGUGACGAAGCUUCUCGGUGAACUUCGUGAACUCGCCGCCAAGGGACAAGUUGGCGACAGCUCCAUCACCGCCGACGCCAUCCGAGAGAAGAUCAGCGAGACACAAACAGCCUCUCUAGGCCUCUUCCAGAAGGUCUAUGAGAAGCGUGCUGCGGAGAACUCGUCUUCAUCUGAGCAACCUUCGGAGAACAAGGAGGAGAAGAAGGAUUAA
Messenger RNA from Cyclocybe aegerita, 2088 nucleotides. NCBI's taxonomy places the organism in Eukaryota, Fungi, Basidiomycota, Agaricomycetes, Agaricales, Hemipholiotaceae. The record is from the annotation of a GenBank genome assembly.